This is a messenger RNA of Alnus glutinosa, 534 nucleotides long. RefSeq lists its product as uncharacterized. The coding region runs from base 1 to 534 and encodes 177 amino acids. The record is from RefSeq and is a predicted model, not a curated record. Lineage: Eukaryota; Viridiplantae; Streptophyta; Magnoliopsida; Fagales; Betulaceae. The transcript has 3 exons. Gene Ontology annotation, molecular function: zinc ion binding.
AUGGCAUCAAGUCGCCUACGAGAUCGGAAAGGGAAGGAAGUUUCUCGUGGUAUAGAGAAGUCAUCUUCUGGAUCUUCGUCGGUGACCCGUGGAGAGGGGUCAUAUUACUGUUAUUGCGAUUUACCCGCACCAUUGAAGACCUCCUGGACUACGAAUAACCCUGGAAGAAGAUUUUGGGGUUGCGCCACCUACAAUUCAAGAACAAAAUCUGCAUGCAAAUUUUUCAAAUGGAAGGACAACCCAACUUGUGCAAGGGGUAAGGAGGUCUUAAAAGAGAUUAUGAAGAAGGUUAAUGAGCUGGAGGAUGAAAAUGGAAACUUGCUGGCAAAGAUGAAAGACUUGGAGAAUGAAAGGGACAGUUGUAUGGAAAGGGUUAGGCAAUUGCAGAAAGGAGAUGAUAAACGCAUGGAAAUCAUCAAUUGUCUAGAGAAGCAAAAUGUCAACUAUAGGGCAAGAGCGAAAUUUCUGAUGUAUGCUUUGUCCCUGUCAUGGGUUACCAUGCUGUUGAUUGGUUGUGUUGCACUUAUGAAGUGA